AUGAAAGCCUUUGUCCUUACAAUUUUAAGCAUCAUAUCAUAUGUUUUCUCGAAAGGCAUUAGGAUUCUUGAAUUAAAAGAAAACUUAAAUUUAUGUAAAUCAGGGGAUUGCAAUUCAUCAGCAGAAUAUCCAUUACUUAAUGUACUAUCAAAACGAUCACUAUUUUCAUCACUAUGGUCUAAUAUUAGACAUGAUCCUCUUGUUUUAUCUGCUCUUAAUUUAGACGCUUCUAUAAAAAAUGAAGAAGAAUGUCUAUUACUCGUAAGAGAACUAUGUGAAGGCCUCUUACCUAAGCUGCCUCGAGGAGGCUUUACUAGUUUAUUAAAAACAUUUUGUGAAUUGGCUGAAGCAGAUGAUCUUUGCACACGUUUAACUAAGUUGAAAAAAUCAGGAUUUACUCCUGUUCAAAGGAAAUGUAAUGAUUUAAAAAAUGAGCUUUCUAUGUUUUUUGGUUCAAAUGAUGAAUUACUUUUAGAAAGUCGAAAUAAAAAACUAACUAUUGGAGAUUGUGAAAACUAUGACACAUUGUGUAAUAUUUUUCAUAGAAUUUGCGGCGAUUCUACUCGUGAUUUAUGUACUAGGUUUAAAUCUAUGUGUUAUUCAAAACAGCGUGAAGAUCUUAAAAAGGCACUCGUAUUGACACUAGUAAAAGAUACUCUUCAAAGCCGAGAAGAGUGUGUUACCAGCCUUCUUACAAAAUGUCAUUGUCUAGUUGGUUUAGGUCCUGAUAUGGUGGAAGCAUGUCUUCAAGUAUGGGGAACAUGUAAAACCGCUGCCCAUACUAGUAACGAGAUUUGUCCACAAUUUGGCUCUCUUAUCGAAAGAUCAUUUUCAAGGAAUUCAAAAUAUCCUUCAGGUUACAUGUAUGAAACACUAGAAAGUAGAUGUUCAUUGACCAGUACUUGUAAUUAUUACACGCAUUUUUGUGGUGAAUCAGAAAUAACGGAUCUUUGUAAUAAAUUGGAACAAGGAUGCGCUGGAAGUAUUUCGAAUAUGUAUUCUACAGGAAUACAUCUAUUAGGCCAAUGUGCACACGAAUUCAGAGAAGUGGAUUUGAGUGCGUUUUUUUCUAGAGAAAGAGAAAGUGGUGGUUUAUUUCCUUAUAAACCUCCAUAUCUCUUUCUUCUUAUAACCUUUAUAACAUCUUCAAUGGCACAUUCCACCAACUUAAAGGGGAGGUGUGAAAUAUUCUUAGAACAACAUUGCGAUUAUUACAAAUCUAUGUUUUUUAAUCUUGACGGGUAUUGUAGUACAAGGCAGACUGAUGAAUGUAGCAACUUGGAUGCUAAAGCACAUAAAACGUGUACUCGUUUGAAAGAUAGAUUAGAGGAUUUAGGAUUUUCAGAAAACGGGUCACCCAUUAUGCUAUUAAGCAAUAGAAUAGAUAGUCAUGUCACUGUGGCUCAAUGUGUAGCACUUAUACAAGAGUGUGUCUACCUUUCACAUGUAUGUUCUGGUAUUCGACAUCUAUGUGAAGAAUUGAAGGUUGUAUGCCAAGAAUUAGGUGUACAAAAAUAUAGCUUAGGUCUUUUUUGGAAAGAACUUAAGAAAAGCUUGUUACUUGAUACUUUUAGUGCAUCUAAUAUUAAACAUCAGUUGUCACAUGAAUCUAAUUUACAUCAUAUUCUAACAGUAUGUGCUGAAUUAGGAGGAUUUAAUGAAAUAUUAUAUAGAUGGUGUUUAUACCCCCCUAAGUUUGCUGAGAGACUUGAUCAUUAUUUAUCACUAGGAUAUAAGGGUUUAAUUCAAGACCUGCCAGAAGUGACUCAAAAACCUUCUGUAUCAGAAUGUAUGUAUUAUACUGAGGAAUGUGAUCUUUUAAUUGCUGUUUUUGGUGAUCCUAACGGUUUAUGUGAAAAGUUAAAAGAUUUAUGUUAUAAAUAUGAUCUUAAAAAUGAUUUUGAGGAGCUUGAGUCUAUUAAAUAA
This is a messenger RNA of Pneumocystis jirovecii RU7, 1926 nucleotides long. RefSeq lists its product as uncharacterized. Lineage: Eukaryota; Fungi; Ascomycota; Pneumocystomycetes; Pneumocystales; Pneumocystaceae. The transcript has 2 exons. The record is from RefSeq and is a predicted model, not a curated record. Bases 1 to 1926 code for a protein of 641 amino acids.